AUGGUGUGUGACAAUGCAUCAAUGAUCAAUGACAUUGUCUCAUCAAUUAAGCACAAUUACGGGAUUAGUGCUAAUAGCAUAUUGGAGACAAAUGACCUCAUUCUGGAUAGCGCUAUUAACCCAUUCUACCCAAUUUUGAUCCUUAACAAAAGUGUGAGCUGCAAAGUUAAACCUGACAAUUUCUUUUGCUAUUGCCUCAACAACUACCUUCCAGCACUAGUAGAGAUGGCCUGGGAAUUGAUGGUGGACUACUGUCUCUUUCACUUUGCAGUUUCUAGUUGUAACGCCACUUGA
Molecule: messenger RNA, 294 nt
Organism: Thlaspi arvense
Lineage: Eukaryota; Viridiplantae; Streptophyta; Magnoliopsida; Brassicales; Brassicaceae
Source: the annotation of a GenBank genome assembly